This is a messenger RNA of Paramecium sonneborni, 2033 nucleotides long. The record is from the annotation of a GenBank genome assembly. Lineage: Eukaryota; Ciliophora; Oligohymenophorea; Peniculida; Parameciidae.
AUGCAACCGGUUUAACCAAUAGCGGAAGGGUAGCGAACAAAAAUAAUAUAUACAUUAAUAAAGGAUUAAAAGUACAAGGAGGCUAUAAAUUAUUUGAAUUAUGAGUUGCAAUUUUGUCCAAAGAGUAGAGCACUAUCAUUAUUAGCAUAUUGUCAUUAUAUGAAUUAAGAUUUUACUUCUGCUGUUGGAAUGUAUGAGAUAGAUUAGAUAAAAUAGUUAUGAAUAAUUAGUGAAGUAUUAUCCUGAGAUUGAUGAUUAUAAGAUUUACUUAGCACAAUCAUAUUAUAAGGAUAGUAAGAAAAGAUUUUGAAAAAUAGGUCUUUAUGAUGAAGCAUUAAAAGUAUGUGCAUCUAUAGAGAAUCCAUAAUAUUAAGGGAAGAUGGUAUAAUUGUAAGCAUUGAUUCGAUAUGAGAAGAGUGAAUUUCAACAUGCAAAGACAUUAUUGAAAUAAAAUGAAAUGGAUGAUCCAGAUUCAAUUAUAAAUGAAGGAUGUAUUUUAUUUAAGGAGAAUAAAUUUGAUGAAGCAAGACAAAGAUUUUAAGAUGGAAUGAAUUUAACUGGUUAUUCAUGUGAAUUAGCCUAUAAUAUAGCACUUUGUUAUUACAAAUAAAAAUAAUUAGCUUAAUCUCUAAAAUUUAUAGCGGAAAUAAUUGAAAGAGGAGUAAGAGAGAGACCUGAUUUAGGAGUAGGUUCUAAUGCUGAAGGAAUUGAAGUUAAAAGUGUAGGUAAUUCUUAAGCAUUGAAAGAAUCUGCUUUAAUUGAAGCAUUUAAUUUAAAAGCUGCUAUUGAAUAUUCUAUUAAAAAUUAUGAAGCCUCUAAAGAAGCAUUAGUAGAUAUGCCACCAAGAGAAGAAGAUGAAUUAGAUCCUGUUACACUCAUGAAUUAAGCAUUAAUGAAUAUUGAAGAUAAAACUGCUGAAGGAUUUAAAAAAUUAAAUCAUUUAUUAUAAAAUCCACCAUUUCCACCAGAAACAUUCUCAAAUCUAUUACUAUUAUAUUGUAAAUAUGGAUAUUUUGAUAUGGCUGCUGAUAUUCUUGCUGAAAAUGCUGAUCUUACAUUUAAAACCAUUAGUUCUGAUGAUUUUGAAUUUGUUGAUGCAUUAAUAUUGAGUGCUGCUAGUCCAGAAGAAUCUUAUAGAAAAUUCUAAAUCUUAGCAAAUAAACAUAUUGAUACACUUAGAAGAAUUACUAAAUCUAUUUAAGAUGCUAGAUUAAAUAGAGAUAAUGAUGGAAUCAAAAAAUCUCUUAAAGAAUUCGAUGAUUGUUUAGAAAAAUUCAUACCUGUUUUAAUGGCAUAAGCUAAAAUAUAUUGGGAUAAAGACAAUUAUUCAUAAGUUGAAAAAUUAUUUCGAUAAUCUGCUGAAUUUUGUGCUGAUCACGAUGUUUGGAAACUUAAUGUAGCACAUGUAUUUUAUGUUCAAGAUAACAAAUAUAGAGAAGCUAUUCGUUAUUAUGAACCUAUUGUUAAAAAAAAUGGUGAUAAUCUACUAUCAUUAACUGCUAUUGUUAUUGCUAAUUUAUGUGUCAGUUAUAUCAUGGUUAAUCAAAAUGAAGAUGCUGAAGAAUUAAUGCGGAAAUUAGAAAAAGAAGAAGAAAAAUCAUAAUAUUAAGAUCCUGAAAAAUCUGUUUAUCAUCUAUGCAUUGUCAAUUUAGUUAUAGGAACACUCUAUUGUUCAAAAAAUAAUUAUGAAUUUGGUAUUUCUAGAGUUAUCAAAUCACUCGAACCAUAUAAUAAGAAAGUAUAUUCUUUAUUUAAUUAAAGAUCAAUACAGAUACAUGGUAUUAUGUUAAAAGAUGUUUCCUUGCUUUGAUUGAAGUCUUGGCAAAACAUAUGAUCAUUCUUAAAGAUACAUCAUACAGUGAGAUCUUGGAUUUCUUAGAUGCAGCUGAUCAAUAUGGCAAGGCUAUUCCUUCUGUAUAUAUCUAUUAUUUAUUAUUUAGGUAAUUAAUCCAUUAGAAUAACUUGAUGAGAAACAUACAGUAUCAUAUGAAGCUAGAAUGAUUAAGAGAAUGUUUCUCAAAUUAAGAACAUGA